Messenger RNA from Mytilus californianus (California mussel), 5357 nucleotides. RefSeq names its product TBC1 domain family member 25-like. Gene Ontology annotation, molecular function: GTPase activator activity. The record is from RefSeq and is a predicted model, not a curated record. Bases 77 to 2512 code for a protein of 811 amino acids. Gene Ontology annotation, cellular component: autophagosome. Gene Ontology annotation, biological process: regulation of autophagosome maturation; activation of GTPase activity. NCBI's taxonomy places the organism in Eukaryota, Metazoa, Mollusca, Bivalvia, Mytilida, Mytilidae. The transcript has 7 exons.
UCUGAUGGGUGACGUUAAUCAGCUGGAGCUACUGUUCGAACAGAUGACAACUCUGACGUGAAAGUUACAUGUCAAUAUGUCAGGGUUUUAUGGAAUAACAGAACGUAGAGAGGUCAUUCGAGUGAAAAUAAAGAAACAUGAUGGUUUCAUGCAGCCAGAAUGCAAGAAGUUUUCCCUGGAUCCUCAGAUAACAUCAUUUGAGAUGUUACAGCACAUUGUAGCAAGUGCAUUCAGCAUAAAAGGGGACUUUACCUUGAGUUACCUGGCUAGAGAUGAUGAAGGACAAGAGAUCUACCUGAGUAUGUUAUCUGAUUGGGAUAUGGAUGCUGCCUUCCAGAGUGCCUCUGACCCAUGUCUGCAGAUUAAAGUGGACCUGAAACCUUUUGAUGAUGGUUUAGAUGACUGGGAUAUAAUUGGACCUGUAGAUUUUCCACAACAAAGGGCACAUGGCUAUCUAGAUGGCAGUUCUCUUCUAGGCACCUUGACCAGUCAAGUGGGUAAAACUGUUUCCAGGUCAAUGCAGAAAGUAAUGGGUUUUAAAGGUGAGGAAGAAUCCAAGUACAAACCAAGCAAGUCUCCAGUAACAGAUUUAGAAUUCAGAAAUUAUUUAGAUUCAUCGGGUCAUAUGGUAAAACCUGAAGAACUGAGACUGAGUAUUUAUCAAGGUGGAAUAGAAGCCUCUUUAAGAAGGGUUGUAUGGAGACAUCUUUUAAAUAUUUUUCCUGCUGGACUUUCUGGUAAAGAGAGAUUUGAUUACAUGAAAACUAAGGAAAAUGAAUACUACAAAUUACGAGAUCAUUGGAAAGAGCAUUUUAAAAAUGGUUCAUUAUCAGAGGAAAUAAAACAUGUAGCAACACUGGUAAAGAAAGAUGUUUUAAGAACUGACAGAACUCAUAAGUUUUAUUCCGGAAGUGAUGACAACAAAAAUCUCAUCACUUUAUUUCAUGUUUUAGUAACUUAUGCCGUAACACAUCCAGAGGUAUCAUACUGUCAAGGAAUGAGUGAUGUUGCUUCCCCUCUUCUUGUCAUACAAAAAGAUGAAGCUCAAGCUUAUUUAUGUUUCUGUGCAUUGAUGAAUAGAUUACGGACAAAUUUCUUGUUUAAUGGCAAUGCUAUUGAAACCAAAUUUCAGCACCUUCAAGAUUUGAUCAGAAUUCAUGACCCUGUUUUUUACGAUUAUCUUAAAAAUGUGAAUGCUUCAGACAUGUUUUUCUGUUACCGUUGGUUACUUUUAGAAUGUAAAAGAGAAUUUCCAUUUGAUGAUUCAAUGUAUAUGUUAGAAGUAAUGUGGAGCACAUUACCACCAAGUCCUCCUGAUCUUGAACUUGCACUAGCUGAUCCGGAUUAUCGUCCAGAUUUCCUGUCCAUGCCUCCAACUUCUCCCUCAUUUACAUCAAAACAAAACAUUUAUGCACAGUUAUUGGCUAGGCGUAUACAUAUUCACUCUAAAGUUAAGGACAUACCUAAUGGUAGUCAGAACUGUGUUGUUACCAGUGUAAAUAAUAAUUUGUCUGCGGAUGACAACUCACCAUUAGAGGACAAAAUGCUGUCUCAAGACUAUCCUUCAGUUAAUGAUGAACUAAUGACAAAAUCUAUCAUACUCAAGUCUUCUUCUAUAGACAAUUCUCUUAAAGAAACCUGUCCAAUUCAAGGGUAUAAAAGCAUGGAUAUAGAGAGAACUUAUUCUACUGUUGAAACUGUAACUGAAGAAGAUGAACAUAAUUCAGUAGGGAACACUGAUAAUUCUAUGGUUGGGGCAACAUCAUUGAACACAGAAAAUGAUAAAAGCAGUUUUUGUGUUGACCAUGCAAUUAAUGAAGAUUUUAAUCUGAAACGAAACAAUGAGUUUGAUGAAGAAGACUUAAAAGUUGAAAUAAAUAAUGAGACUGACGAUUGUGAUGAACAGAACAACAGUCAGGAUAGUAAUUGUGAGGAUGACAGUGCACAUGGACAGAGUCAGUUUUAUAUUUCUCUAGAAUCUAGUGAGGAACCUGAGGCACCCAAACCGACCCCUCCUCCAACUAAAGGAUCAUUUUUUGACAAUGUGAAAAAGAGAAUAAUGAUAUCACCAUUGAAAAAGCAGUCGGAUGCAGUCUCGAAAAGUUCUAAUUCAAAAACUGUUGCAGACAACAGGUCAAAUAGUGUUUCUUCAAAAGGAAGUGGAAGUGAAAAUAAUCAUUCCAAAAAUGACUUCAGUGAUUCACGGCAGGAUGACUCGGGUAUGAAUUCUGCUCUGUCUUCAAUUGAGGUAAUAACGAACGAUAAUCUGUUAGAAUUACCUCCCCCUGAAGAGUUUGGUAGUGGGAAUCCAUUCCUAAUGUUCAUUUGUUUAACUUUACUUCUACAACACCGUGAUGUAGUUAUACAGAACCAUUUAGAAUAUGAUGAGAUGGCCAUGUUGUUUGACAAAAUGGUACGAAAACAUGAUGUCCACAAAGUACUUCAUCAGGCCAGAAUCUUGUACGCUGAUUAUCUUCAAAGUCAGCAGCGAAAAAUACAAGAAAGUGUGUAAAUGCCUUAUGUGUUGUGCAAUAGCUGCAGUUGUACAAUUUAUGCAUAUAAAGUAAUUGUUUUUGCAAAAAUUUGGUGCUGACAUCAUCUUAAGUUUUUUAGCUUUAUCUGUGUAAUAAUUUUCAUCAUUUUGCAACCUUCAUUUUGUAUAUUGUUGAAAAAGUCUCCUCUGAGAACCGUCAACCAGUUUGCUUUAGUGAUUCUUAGAUCAUCUUUUUUUUAUCUUUUUCUUUUAAAUGAAACAAUUCCAGCAACAACUACUAAACUAAUCUUCUGUCUCUGAACUUUUUGUUCAAAAAUAUAUGUCAGUGUCACCUAACCCAUGGCCACUGCCCAAGCAAUAUCUGAAUACCAAUUGAAUGUCAAUGAACUUUGAAAGUAUGGCCAGAGUCCAAUGACACUUUGAAAGUAAGAUCAAAGUCAAAUGACACUUGUAAAGAUAUAUGAUCUCAUUAUACAUUGUAGAUAAUUCUUAUAAACCAAACAUUAACAGAUAUCUGAUCCUAGAAAUGAAACUAAACAACUGAAGUGUGAAAAUGAUAGACUGACAUAUACUCCUAAUAUAAAUAAACAAGCAUUACAAAUGAUGGCAACAUGUCAUGUAUAUUUAAAACAUGACAUGGUUAAAUCAUUUGCAAAGACCUAGUCCUGAAAACUUAACCUGAAGCAUGAAAAGAGGUCAAGACCAUAUAAUCAUUGUCAUAUUAAAUCCUAGCUGCCCUUUACCUAUUAAUUAAUUGUUGACUUCUUAUGCAAUUAUUUAGAAACAGACAAAUUAACCCAACUAAAACAACAUGAAAAUGAUUCCCAUGUCAGAGUGGGUCCAUAUAGAAACAUGGAAAUUGUUGACCCAGACUUGAAACAGCAAAUUUCUGUCUCGAAAUUCAUAAUAGUUUAAUUUUCAAGUAACAACUUCCCUAGCAAGUCCUUAAAAAGGAUAUUAGACAUUGGAGCAAACUCAGACUAAGUAUUACACAGAUCAUUUGUCAUUUUUCUUAUCUUUUUAAAUAGCUUACAUGUAACUUCAACAAAAUUAUGCCACCGGAUGUAAGGCAAGCAGCAAUCAAACAAACAUGCCACCACUGUUCAUAGUUUUACAUCGAAAAUAAUGGCUAUAUCUUUAUAUAGCUAGUUAUCUGAAAUCUAGGGAGUAAUAUAUUAAAUUAUGAAAAUUGUGACUUUCUCAACCAUGUCAGCAAUGCAAUUAGCUUUGAUAGGAGCAAAAAAGUAUAAUUAAUUUAGAAGAAUAAAAUGGCAGUGUUGUAAGCUCAUACAUAUAUAUUAAUAUUUACUAAAAUUAAUUUGUGCAUAUGUUAAUGAUAUAAUGUUUGAUUGACAAAAUUUGUGAGUAAAGUGUAUUUGUACAUGUCAACAUUUGAAAAGAUAAUGUAAAUUCACAAAUUUUCAAGAUGUAUAUUUACAGUAUAAUUAUUGUGAAAAAUAUGACAGGGUAAGCAACUCAUUAAUUGUAGAUUUUUAUACGACCGCAAAAAAAAUUUUGUGGUCGUAUAUUGGUAUGACGUUGGCGUCGUCGUCGUCCGAAGACACAUUGGUUUUCGCACUCUAACUUUAGUUAAAGUGAAUGGAUCUCUAUGAAAUUUUACCACAAGGUUCAAUACCACAAAAGUGAGGUUGGGAUGGAUUUUGGGGGUUAUGGUACCAACAGUAAAGGAAUUAGGGGCCAAAAAGGGACCAAAAAUAAGCAUUUUUGUAACUUCCAGACAUAACUUGUGUGUUAGUGUAUGGAUCUCUCUGACAUUGUACCACAAGGUUCCAUAUCACAAAAGGAAUGCUGGGAUUGAUUUUGGGGGUAAUUGCCUCCAAAUUUUAGGAGUUAGGGGCCAAAAAAGGGGCAAAAAACAAGCAUUUUUCUAGUUUCAUGACAAUAACUUGUGUGUAAGUGUAUGGAUCUUUAUGAAAUUGUACUACAAGGUUCCAUAUCACAAAGGGAAAGCUGGAAUUGAGUUUGGGGGUAAUUGCCGAAACGUGUAGGAAUUGGGGGCCAAAAAGGGGCCAAAAAUAAGCAUUUUUCUAGUUUCCAGACAAUAACUUGUGUUCAAGUGUAUGGAUCUCUCUGAAAUUGUACUGCAAGGUACCAUACCACAAAGGGAAGGCUGGGAUUGAUGAUGGGGUAAUUGCCUCAAUAUUUUAGGAAUUAGGGGCCAAAAAGGGGCAAAAAACAAGCAUUUUUCUAGUUUCAGGACAAUAACUUGUGUGUAAGUGUAUGGAUCUUUCUGAAAUUGUACUACAAGGUUCCAUAUCACAAGGGAAAGCUGGAAUUGAGUUUGGGGGUGAUUGCCCAAAACGUUUAGGAAUAAGGGGCCAAAAAGGGGCCAAAAAUAAACAUUUUCUUGUUUCCAGACAAUAACUUGUGUUCAAGUGUAUGGAUCUCUCUGAAAUUGUACUGCAAGGUACCAUACCACAAAGGGAAGGCUGGGAUUGAUUUUGGGGGUAAUUGCCUCAAAAUUUUAGGAAUUAGGGGCCCAAAAGGGGCAAAAAACAAGCAUUUUUCUAGUUUCAGGACAAUAACUUGUGUGUAAGUGUAUGGAUCUUUAUGAAAUUGUACUACAAGGUUCCAUAUCACAAAGGGAAAGCUGGGUUUGAGUUUAGGGGUAAUUGCCCUAAACGUUUAGGAAUUUGGGGCCAAAAAGGGGCAAAAAAACAAGCAUUUUUCUAGUUUCCAGACACUAACUUGUGUUCAAGUUUAUGGACCUCUCUGAAAUUGUACUGCAAGGUACCAUACCACAAAGGGAAGGCUGGGAUUGAGUUUGGGGUUGAUGAAUCAUAAGGGGGUUCAAAAAAUUUGGGGUGGAUUUUUUUUUCCUUUUUUUUCUUUAAAAUUUUAC